Molecule: messenger RNA, 3183 nt
Organism: Beauveria bassiana ARSEF 2860
Lineage: Eukaryota; Fungi; Ascomycota; Sordariomycetes; Hypocreales; Cordycipitaceae
Product: WD repeat domain-containing protein
Exons: 3
Coding region: 1-3183 (1060 amino acids)
Biological process (GO): positive regulation of TORC1 signaling
Cellular component (GO): cytoplasm
Molecular function (GO): protein binding
Source: RefSeq, a predicted model, not a curated record
AUGGACCGUCCAGAGCCAGGUCUCAUCAAGUGGAGUGCCAAUCCACAGUUGGACAGCUUUGUCCAGGUCAACCUCCAACACCGACAUGUCCAGAUUUACGAGGCAAAUGGCUUUGCGCGCAAUGGUCGGUUCGACUACGUGAGGCGCGUCCGGCAUGACGACUUUCCCCCGCUGACUACCUAUGACUGGUCGCCUUGCGACCCUGGACUAAUUGCAAUUGGUACCGGUGGAGGUGUGGUCAAUCUUUUGCGAGUAGACGAUGGCUCCAACGCCUUUGUGGAGCUGGGCUCCAAGAUGGCCAGAAAUUGUCACGCCGUGGCGUUCAACACAACGGGCUUGUUAGCUGUAGGCCUGGAUCGUGUGCGCAUGGACCAGAGCUUACAUGUCUGGGAUAUUUCGCGUCUGUCGUCAAUAGAACCGCCCAUGCGAGGUUUCCCUACUGAUGCGCUCGAUUACGUUGACACCAUUGCGCAUCUCGAGCCCAGCGUUUCCGUCUCCAGCCUCAAGUUCUUCGAAGACAGCCCACACACACUUGUCGCCGGCAUCAAGUCACAUGGUGUCCGAAUACACGACUUGCGCGACCCAAAUCCGGCUGUCACGUUCCACACGAGAUGCAACAACAAUAUUGCCAUCGACUAUGCCGACCAAAACUACUUUGCCUCAUCAAGCUUAGAUCAUCCUGGCGUGAUGAUUUGGGAUCGACGAGCAAGCAGCCGCCCCCUGGCAUCGGCAGCGUACGUACAGACUGUGGAAGAAGAAGACAUGCCAUGGGGGGCUACUUUGCGUCUCGACCAAGCAAUUGAGACUGAUCACGAUCCGUCAAUUGUUGACGAGCGACAUUCCAUGAUUCGAUCACUCCGCUACUGUCGCAAUCAGCGAGGUCUUCUGGCUAUUCUCUCACGUACAGGUGAACUUCGCGUCCUAAAUACGAAGAAGGAUUCGCCAUCUCCGAACAUAACGACAGAGCAGGGACCAGAGUUGCUGCAUGUGGAAAAGUCACACGAGCUUGACCUAUCAUAUCGCUACAACUCGAGAAAGAAUGAUCGCAUCGUGUCUUUUGACUGGGUCACACUAGGCUCGCCAGAUUUGAAUCCUAGACUACUUGUAUUGCGGACCAGCGGCAAAUUUGAUAUUUUGGAAAUGCCAUCGGCGUCGACAAACCAUGCGUACAAGCUGAUCCCAUGGAAGUCACCGCAUCGCGGUCUAGAGUCAGGCCACAAGUACCAGGAUAUAAUGCAGUUCGACCCCAAACAAGGCAUGGAAGUUCUUGCUGCUACACUUGUAGACCAGGCACUGCAUGAUGUUCCCAUCUUUGGCCCCGACAAAGUUGCCGUCAAAGAGGGCAUCAAUGCAGCGCUCAAAAAGCAGGAGACAAGCUCUGCGGUGGUUGAGCGAGUACACGAUAUUGAUAUGCCUCUUCCAGUAUCAUUCUAUACUUCCAAGACGAUUGCUGGCAAGCUGCGUUCAGUGCGCAGUUUUAUCAAAGACCUGGGAGCCAAGAACCCCGCGACAGCAGGUCGAUCGCGCGUCCCAAAUGAGCUGUCCCUCGCAACCAAUAGCGUGGAAUCAUGCAGGGAGUUUCAUGAGGCGCUUCUUGCUGCGACUGUUAAGACGACUGGCUUGCCUAGCGAGGCGCAGAGUGCAGUUGACCAUGCCAUGCUGUUUCGUGCCAAGGAAAAGUAUCUUUUCGAUCCUACGGUCAAUAGGCAGAUUGUUUCUGACGAUCCUUGGAAGCGAUAUGUUUGGGAUUGGAUAGCUGAUGCUGAAUUGGCCGCCUACGACAGCAGUCUAGUGCUGUCCGGUACCGAUCUCAGCUAUCUCGGAGUUCAUGCCAUAUGGACGAAUGACCUAGGACGCAAUCCAACAACAAGAGUCAGCCCAGGCACGACGAACCUUCCUGACGCACUGCAAUGGGAGCGCUUCAUCGGCCCGUACUGCAAGAAGCGUCGCUUCCCGCGGUUCGACACUGUCUUCACCAAGCGGCCUCAUACGCGGCAGCUGUGCCUCGAGAUCUGCGGCUGGGGGGACCCCGAAUCGAACGACCCUGCGGGCAUUGAUCGCGACCCGUCGCCAGACUACCCGGCGGCAAUACACACCAUGACAGCGGCCCGGUCUCUGUUUCACGGCGACACGCGGCAAGCCGUCGACAUUCUCAAGCGGGCGAGCACUGCGCACCCGGAGCUGCUGUUUGUGUCGCUGGCGCUGCAGCUCAUCGAUCGAGGCGCCGGCGGCAAGCACCUCGCCAAGGAGCAUCUCGACUUUGACGACUCCGUCGCCUCCAAGACAGACCCGUACCUGCGCGCCAUCUCGACCCUCAUCGCCACCGGCGACUGGUCCCUCGUCGCCAACCAGCGCUCCCUGCCCCUGGCCGACCGUGCCUACGUCGCCGUCCGCAACUUCCACGACGACGAGCUCACCCGCUGGCUCGACGACCACGUCGCCCGCGCGAUUGAAGAAGGCGACGUCGAGGGCAUCGUCCUCACCGGCAUCUCGGACCACCUCGUCGACAUCUUUGCCACCUACGUCGAAAAGUUUCACGACUACCAGACGGCCAUCCUCGUGCUCUCGCUCUGCUACCCCAAGUACAUUGACGACUUUCGCUGCCGCGCCUGGCGCAACGCCUAUCGCGCGCUGCUCCAGCGCCACCGCUUCUUUUUCCAGCGCACCAAGUUCGAGGUCGAGUCCACUAAACGCUCCAAGCGUGACGGCUCCAACCCGCUACUCAAGCCGCCCUCACGACAGAUUGCACUGCGCUGCAUAUACUGCGACGCGGAAACGUCCCUCGCCGCCCACCAUCAGCAGCAGCACAAUCACCAUCACCGCGCCAACAGCGGAACGAGCACCGCACCGCCCCCGCCCCCGCCGCCAUCGUCGAGCAUGGAGUCCCGCAACCCGCUCCUCGCGACGAGCAUCAACGCGGGCGUCAGCUGCCCCAACUGUGGACGGCACCUGCCGCGGUGUGUCGUCUGCCUCGAGGUCGUGGGCGUGCCGCGCGCCGACCGCCCCGAGGAACGCGACGAGACGCGCAUGGCGGGGCGGUUCCCGACGUUUUGCAUGCGCUGCGAGCAUGUUCUGCACCUGGACCACGCGCGCAUGUGGUUUGCUAGGCACGUCGAGUGUCCGGUGCCCGAGUGCCGCUGCAAGUGCAACUUUCGCGCGAAUCCAGAGCUCAACUAUCAUUGA